AACCCCCUCCUCACACACAGAUAAACACACACACACACACACACACGGAUGUGUACUGGCUUUGUCAGCCCAGGCACGCGAUCAGAUCCGAUACCGAUCCCACCGAACUUCGGACUUCGUGCACGUGCGUGAACUUUAUAUUUGCACGCGCCGCUUCCUUAUCGCUUUCUCUUGAUUUUCUGUCUCUGUUCGAGCAAGGACCCGUUAUCUCCUUCCUGCUCUCGCCUCCCCGCAGUCCACACCAUCGACUGAGAGCAACACAAUGACGUUAAAAUCCGAUAAGAACGAGCCUGCGGUGGUUUUGGAGAGGGUGAACAGCGCGCGCACGGCCCUGUCUGAUCUGUACCUGGAGCAGCUGCUGCAAAACAAACCCAAGACUGAGCAGACAUUUGAAGCAAAGGAGCAGGAGACCGUAUACACGAACGGCAGCACUGGCCAUAUGAACAUCAAAGAAGUGUCUAAGAUGCGCGAGGUGGCCUUCGAGAAGCAUCAGUCAGAACCACUGGGUGUGACUCUCAAACUAAACGAGAAACAGAAGUGCAUGGUGGCAAGAAUAUUACACGGAGGGAUGAUCCACAGGCAAGGUUCCUUACAUGAAGGAGAUGAAAUUGCUGAGAUUAACGGUAGAAGUGUUGCCAAUCAGAGUGUGGACCAACUGCAAAAGAUUCUGAAAGAUACGGAGGGCAUCGUCACUUUGAAAAUCAUCCCGAAUCAGCAAAGUCGCUUCAUGGUUUGUGAGAUGUACAUGAGGGCUCAGUUCGACUACGACCCUGCCAAGGACGAGCUCAUCCCAUGCAAAGAGGCCGGCCUUAAAUUCAAAACCGGUGACAUCAUCAAGAUCAUCACCAAGAAGGAUCCGAACUGGUGGCAGGGCAGGGUGGACAAUUCAGGCAAAGACUUUGCCGGGCUCAUACCGUCCCCCGAACUUCAGGAAUGGCGUGUGGCGAGCAAAAGUAAGCGCAGCGAUGAAGCCGGUCCGUCGUGUAGUCCUUUUGGCAAAAAGAAGAAAUGCAAAGACAAGUAUCUGGCGAAACACAGCUCUAUCUUUGAUCAGCUUGAUGUCAUUUCUUAUGAAGAGGUUGUGCAGCUCCCUGCAUUCAAUCGAAAAACGCUGGUACUCAUAGGUGCUCCUGGUGUGGGAAGGAGUCACAUCAAAAGUUCGCUGCUGACCAAAUACCCAGAAAAGUUCGACUACCCUGCACCUCACACGACGAGAUCUCCGAGGAAAGACGAAGAAAACGGACAGGAAUAUUAUUUCGUCUCCGACGACGAGAUGACCAGAUGCAUCGUGGGGAACGAGCUCCUGGAGUACGGAAGUUUUCAGGGCAGCAUGUUCGGCACCAAGAUCGAGACCAUCCAGAAGAUCCAUGAGCAAGACAAGAUUGCACUGCUGGACGUCGAACCUCAGACGCUGAAACUCCUCAGAACAGCCGAGUUCGCUCCCCUGGUCGUGUUCAUAGCACCAACCAACACGGGCAACCAGUCGGAAGCACUGCAAGCCAUCCAGAAGGAAUCGGACACCAUUUUCAGCACCUACCGCCAUUUCUUCGACGUGAUCCUGGUCAACAACGACGUGGACGAGUGUGUGAAAGGUGUGGAAGAAGCCUUGGAGAGCGCCUCCUCCAGCCCACAGUGGGUUCCCGUGUCCUGGGUCUACUGAUGCCCACACGUUGAUCCCAUCACCUUCACGUUGAAUAAAGAACCCACACUAGUGUACACCAGGUGCAAUACCGAGUCACAAGACUAAACUCACGUUGUCCGUCAGUUCAAGCUGCUAACCCCGGCUAAGGUGUAUUUAUAAAUGUUUGUUUUAUUAAAAGCAAUAAGUUAGAGAUUUUCCUUUCGGAUAUGAAUCAGAUACGAGUUAAAAAAAAAAAAAGAAUAAAAAUAA
Molecule: messenger RNA, 1891 nt
Organism: Ictalurus punctatus (channel catfish)
Lineage: Eukaryota; Metazoa; Chordata; Actinopteri; Siluriformes; Ictaluridae
Gene: mpp1
Product: MAGUK p55 scaffold protein 1
Exons: 12
Coding region: 263-1660 (465 amino acids)
Cellular component (GO): plasma membrane; cell-cell junction
Molecular function (GO): signaling receptor binding
Source: RefSeq, a predicted model, not a curated record